This is a messenger RNA of Chaetomium fimeti, 1147 nucleotides long. RefSeq lists its product as uncharacterized. The coding region runs from base 108 to 1019 and encodes 303 amino acids. NCBI's taxonomy places the organism in Eukaryota, Fungi, Ascomycota, Sordariomycetes, Sordariales, Chaetomiaceae. The record is from RefSeq and is a predicted model, not a curated record. The transcript has 2 exons.
CACUAUUUAUUGGCCGCCUCUAGUCAAUAUACCACCGCGCCGACGUUCAAUUUGGAGAUACUUCAGACUGCAACCUCGCGCCAUUUCGCACUUACGUCAUCUUCGCGAUGUCUGCCGAGGUAAAGAAAGCCACUCAGCAGGGCGAAUCGGCUGGGCCACCUGUCACUGCGGCGACUAGCGUCGCAGAGAUUCCGGCACCCCAAGUACCCGGGAAGCAAGACGAGACCCAAUCCGCGGAACCCCUAGCCAACGGCGGGGUUGGGGGUGCGGUUCCGGACCCGAGCGCACCACAGGAAAAGGCUGAGCCGACAUCUACUGAUAAUAAGCCUGCAGAAUCCGGCGAGCCGACCGCGCAGCCAACUUGUCCCCCGGCCGCAGACUCCCAGCAGCAGCAGACCAACGGCGCCGCCAACCCGGCCGUGGCCGAGCCAGUGGCCGCCGCCGCCGAUGCAGUCGCUGCAGCCGAGGAGAAGUCAACAGAGCCUACCCCCACCACCACAGUAACAGCCGGCGCCAACGGCGCAUCCAAGCCCGCCGAAGAAGCCGACAUGGGAACCAACGCCCCAGCUGCUGCAAACACCACCACCACCACCACAGAAGAAGAAGACAGCGCCGCCACCACCGCAGCCGACUCCUCCUCCUCCAACAACAAGCGCAGCGCCUCAACCGCUCUCGGCGCCGACGCCAAUACCGAAGGCGACGCUGCAGGUGGCAAAAGACAAAAGACCGGCGUCGACACGGCGCCGGCAGAGCUCGCCCCCGCUGCCAAGGCGGAGGAGAAGGCGAAAUCGCCGCCGCCGGCCGCCGAGACCAACGGCAGCAGCGGCGGCGGAGCGAUGGCCAAGCCCGCCGAAGCCGCCGCCGCCCCACCUGCUCCUGCUGCUCCCGCCCCUGCCAAGAAAGGGGGCCGGCCGAGGAAGCAGCCCGGUAAGGCUGCUGCUGCUGCUGCUGCUGCGGUGACGGCUGCCGCGGGGAGGACGGCGCGGAAGACGAGGAGCCAGGGGCCGGUUGAGCUGUGAAUUUUUUUUUUGCUUCCCCUUGUUUCUUGUUUGCUCUUUGCGUCGCUUUUUUUUAUCCGGUUCGAAAUGUGGGCUGGAAUGGAGUAUGGGUGGGUUUUGGGGAGGGUUGAUGACUGACCGGUUCAAAA